Heterobilharzia americana is the source of this 3607-nucleotide messenger RNA. NCBI's taxonomy places the organism in Eukaryota, Metazoa, Platyhelminthes, Trematoda, Strigeidida, Schistosomatidae. The record is from the annotation of a GenBank genome assembly.
AUGUUAGGUUUACUUCGUUCUCGUAGAACAAGAAAUCGAACUCAUAGGUUAUCAGCAGAUUUAGAAAAUUCACAACAACGUCGUCGGUUAGGACUUGAGGGUUCCAGUUUCCGGAACUCGAACAGUCCAUUUCCAAUUCCCUUGAGUGAUGAUCCUGGUGACCGACCUAUUAUUUUUACAAAUCCAACAAACCGAAAUCCUCUUCAACAGCCAUCAACACUUACUACUGCACAAACGCUUUCUCUACGUUCCCCAAAUGAAGAUACUUCCGACCGCGUUUCGCAGGUUAUUCGAUCUCAGCCGCGAAUAAAUCCCCCCCACAUGUCUAGAGCAACACAGGUUAUUCAAGUAAGAUAUCCAUAUCAGAGUCAAUUAAGACGUUUACAAACUGAUUUGAUUCCUCAUCGGUACGUCGAUGAUAGCUCUGGAAUGCAUGAUUCCCUUUUGACAAAUACUGUGUCGAACACAAGCCGACCUAAUGCAAAUCAACAGGGUGAAAACGCAGCAGCAAAUUCAAGCAACAAUAAUAAUACUAGCAGCAAUAACAUCAACAUACAGACAAAUGAAACUGCUGCAGCUUUCGACUUGUCAAAUAGCAAUCGAGAUAGAGAGAUCUAUGUAUUACGCAAUAACCCACCUGCAUCACAACCUCCUCAACCGUCUACAGUUGACAAUGCAAGUAUGACUACGAGUAUUAGUGAUGCCAGUAGUAUUGAAGACUUGCAUGUAACAGAAAUUGUUGCGAACAGUCAUGCAGAACCAGUGAUACAACGUCCCAAACUACAUGAAACGAGCAGUUCGGAGACUGAAAGGGUUUUAAAGCGACAAGAAGUCAAGUAUGUGGAGAAUCGAACAGAUGUCAGUGAUUGGAGGGCUAAUCUUAUUGGAAGUCGUCAGUUAUGGCGUCAAAUGCUUAUCAGUGAAAGAUUUGCUGAUGUUUGGUUUGUUGUCGGUGGUGAAGAUAUUCUAGGCAGCAGUGGACCACUUAGCUUACAAUCAAAUGAUGCUGGUGCACCCGGUGGUCCAACAAGUCAGAUGAGUUGUUGUUCAAAUAAACAAAUGUUAAAUAUUUCAUCGAGAGCUUCAAAUUAUUCAAACGGAAUAAACAAAUCAAGAAUAAUGUACAGUAAAAGUAAUACUAGUAGUACUAUUGUCAAUAAUAAUAAUAGUCCUACUACUAAUAAUCAUACUAAUAGUCAGGCGCAAAAUGACUACUUUGAUGCUCUGCAUUCAAGAUGUUCCGAUUCAGACCAAGAGAAUACAAUAGACGAUGCAACUGAUUUGAAUUCAGAUAGUGAACAGAUUUCCUGUCAUUCUGAUCAUAGUAAAGAAAGUAGAUCUCAGAUACUUAACAACAAAUCAAAUGAAUGUAAUUCACAAUCGAUUCGAAAUAAAGAUGGAAAGCACAAUGUUAACAAUGCUUCUUCUUCGAACCAUCAUUCAAUUAGAUCAAAUAAUACAAAUGGACGUAAACAAAUGGAUGUAUGCAUAGGUAAUCCUAAUAGUUCAUCUAAAACAACAACAAAUAGUGAUACAGAAUUAGUUAUAUGGCGUUUCGCUGCUCAUCGUUUAAUUCUAGCCGCUGCUUCACCAGUAUUUGAAGCUAUGUUUUAUGGACCAAUGGCUGAUUGUGAUAAUAAAGGCUCUGAAAAUCGACGAGAAUAUCAUAUUCCUGAUAUCCAUCCAAAGGCAUUUCAAAUUAUGCUAUCAUACAUAUAUAGUGAUGAACUGUUGUUAGAAAAUGAUUUGAAUUUACUAUUCUAUGUAUUGUAUGCAACAAAAAAGUAUAUACUACCACGUUUAACACAAAUUUGUGUUGAAUAUUUAAAGGAUUUGAUUACAGCUGAAAAUGUCUGUAUGAUACUUGAUCGGAGUAUAUUCUUUGAUGAAGUCGAUUUAACUCGUCGGUGUUGGCAUGUGAUUGAUGUUUUGGCAUCUGAUGUUCUUCAAUCACAAGGAUUACUGACAUUGAAUUCAAACUAUCUUCAGGAUCUUGUACGUCGAGAUACACUGAAUUGUCAAGAAUCUGAAGUAUUUGCAGCAGUUGGACGUUGGGCUGGAGCUGAAUGUAGUCGUUUAGGGAUUAGAGAUGUUGUUUCUAAUCGAGUUCAUCUUGCUGCAAAUAUUUUACCAUUGAUCAGAUUUCCGACAAUGACCUUGAAUGAUUUUGCUGAAAAUGUUGCCUAUUCAGGUUAUCUUUCAUUGGAAAUGGUAAGAGAUUUGUUUGUAUACAUCACGACAAAUAAAUUAAACACUCAGAACAAAGAUAGUAGAUCACCAACUUGUCGAUCUAAUUCACAAGCAAUUAAAAAUAGUAAUAAUAACGAUAUUUUAAAUGAUUUGACAGAAACUGAAACAUUUUCUAACUCAAAAUUACCGCUGUCAUCACAUUUAUCAUCACAAAUUACAUCAAGUCAAUCAAGUUCACAACCGGAUCCUGGACCAUUUCCACGUAAUCCAAGGACUGGACCAAAAUUAUGGAGAUGUUGUAGAUUUACACGUACCAGGAAGCAUUUGUUAUCUGUAACUGCUUCAAAUAAUCACCGUCAUACUAUCAGUUUUUCAGUAUCUACAUCAGUUUUUAUUGCUGGUGUAGGAAUAUAUGGUUCAACUCAAGUUGGUGAUAUUUGUACAGUUCAUGUUGAACUAAAAACAGGAAGUGGUAGUAUUCCACUAAUAUCCUCUUCGAAUGGAGUUGGGAAUACAGAUUUAGUGCCCAUUGGAUCUCAGUCACCAGAACAUAUUUAUCUUCCUCAGGCAUCAAGAAGUACAAGUGAUUUGACUAGUUUAGCUGCAUCUACACGUUUGGCUAAUAGUAACAUGAGCAAUAAUAAUAAUUAUCAUCAUCAUAAUCGCUCAGUGUAUCCAAGUCCUUGGGAUAAUGCAGCUCUACCACGAUUAGAUGAAACUAAUUCCCCUGUAGUUCAUGUGAAUUCAUCAAAUCAUCUAUCGAAAAAACGUUCAACAAAAUGUCUUGCAAAGAAAGAACUGCAAUUACGAUCUGAUGGUACUAAUCGUGUCUAUGAUGUACGAUUUGACUGUCCAGUCAAGUUGGUCAGAGGCAGAAGAUAUUAUUUAAGUCUUAGUACUAUAAACCCUGAGCAUGCAUCAUCAAUGUCUACAUCGUCUACAGCAAUCAAUUCAUCAACAUCUUAUAUUGGUUUAUUUGGAAGAUCAGAGAUUCUCAUCCACUGUCCUUCAGAAGAUACACUAAAACGAGAAGAAGAUGCUAUGAAAAAUUCUCUAAAGAUUUCAUCAUCUAGUACUAAGAAACAACGAUUAAAAUCGGCUAGGCAAGUUUUUUCUAUGAUUCCAAAUGAUUCAAUUUGUCAACCACUAGGAACUAAUGAAGCUGUAAUCUUUCAUUUUCAUGACAGUUGGGAUGGUUUUGAGAGUGGAGAUGUUGACAGAGGACUGAUACCCGAUUUACUGUUUUAUACUUGUUUCUAAUUUUUUCACAUCAUAAUCAUGAUCUACUAAUUUUAAACACAUUUUCUUAUUGUGUACAUUAUUAAGACUGAAAUUUAAUCUCUGCGUAUUGGUGUGUAUCAGUUAGUUUCAUUGUUUACUUUAUUGGGGAAAAAACCUUUCUGAUGAUUAAUGUUCG